Macroventuria anomochaeta is the source of this 1341-nucleotide messenger RNA. RefSeq lists its product as uncharacterized. The transcript has a single exon. The record is from RefSeq and is a predicted model, not a curated record. Bases 94 to 1212 code for a protein of 372 amino acids. NCBI's taxonomy places the organism in Eukaryota, Fungi, Ascomycota, Dothideomycetes, Pleosporales, Didymellaceae.
CGGCGUGUGCAUCUUCAUCAUCACAGCAUAUUCCUCUUCAGCCAUUGUCUACCAUAUCUCAGUACCGUAUUACUUGUAAUAAUAUCAUCCACAAUGGCUAUCGCACCUGGUCAGCUCCCGGCUGAGCUCCUCAACCUUCUCGCGCUCCACUCGUCCUUCCUUACCGCGCUGUCACUGCACUACGCGCACAAUGGCACCUCCACGCCCGCCGACCUCAGAGAUCUUACAGCGUCUGUCACACUGGUCUGGAGACAACGCAAAGUCACCUACGACGACAUUCGACUCAUCAUGGGUGUCCUCAAUUACGGUCCCGAUGGCUCGAACAACCCCUACCACCUCUCGGACUACGGUCGCGGCAAGAUUGUUCUCGAGAUCAGAGAGAACAGUCCGAUGCUUGGUGGGAUGACAGGCGUCAACGAGCAGGCAUUGACGGACAUGUUCAAGGAGGGUCUGGACAGCUUGUGGUCGCAAUGGUGCAUCUCGCAGAAGAUGGCUACUCGCCCAGUCGCAACACCAAGGAGAGGACGAGGCCGACCGAAGAAGGCCGAUACCAAGCAAGUGCUUCUGGAGGCCUUCCUCGACGACACCUCCAUGUCCAAGUUCCUCGCUCAGCUCCCCCUCGUCGACAUCGAAACCUGCGCUUCGCUCAACGCCAUCGCACCGCUGCGAGAAAAAGGGCGCAAGAGAAUGAGGGAGUUCAAAGAGAGCGUACAGCAAGGCCGCACACAAAAGAAGAGGCAGGUUUCCGGCAAGGAGGAUGACCCAACCGUUUCUCAGACGACGGCAGCGCAGCCUGCACAAGCCAAAAUCACCCCGUUCGCAGCAGUCCGCAAGACCAACCUCCUCGACCGCAUUCUCGCCAAGCAGGAAGCAGCAAAAUGCGGAUCCACUGCCCCGACUGCCGCCGAGCUUCAACGAAGAGCUGCCCUCCAGCGAUCCGAAGAAGUUCUCGGUAUAUUGGCACUCCUUUGCGCUAGCCGUCCAGGAAUGCGCGUUUCUUUCUCCACCACGACGGUUUUGCAGCAACUACAGGGCUCGAUUCGAUCGCCUAUCUCGAAGGAGGAGGCGCUGAAGUGCAUUGAGGUUAUCUCACACGAGGUUGCGCCAGGCUAUGUUUCUAUGGUCAACAUGGGCGCUAUUUCUAGCGUUGUCGUUAUGCCUGCGAUGAGGCCUUUGGAUGUAAAGAGCCGUCUCAUUGCACUCGGUGCAUAGUUUGGAUAUUGUUGUUUGAUAUCGUCAGUGUUUUGUUUUGGAGCAUACUGCAUAGCCGGCCAUUGUUUAUUAUUGAUCAGCGUUCGGGCGCGUUGACACUGCGAUUGCAUAUCCGCAUUUCAGCACUAG